Asterias rubens (European starfish) is the source of this 2082-nucleotide messenger RNA. Its product is annotated as hydroxylysine kinase-like. Lineage: Eukaryota; Metazoa; Echinodermata; Asteroidea; Forcipulatida; Asteriidae. Gene Ontology annotation, molecular function: amino acid kinase activity. Bases 433 to 1590 code for a protein of 385 amino acids. The transcript has 5 exons. The record is from RefSeq and is a predicted model, not a curated record.
CAUACAGCUACAUGUACUGAAUUUUGACCUCACUGUGCAAAGAGUUACAUGUACAGCUGAGACCACAUGUAGUUUUUGCUAGCACUGAGUUGCACAUGUUUUACUAGUUCUCCAUUUUUCGCGUUCGUUCUACUCAGCAAUUGCCAGCGUAUGUACAGCAGUUUUGUUCGUCAGUUGUACGAGUCAAUUUGUCUUCGUUUCUCCGUCAAACUGUUUAGUCAUUGUGAACUUUGUGAACACUAUUUUUGUAUUCUGUGGAUUGGAAUUGGUGUUCAUCGUACCGUGCUACGGUCGGCGUUUUAACCUGUAGUGUAGCACUCCAGUCUUCAGGACCUCGACUUUUCUCCGUCCCGGUGUGCAGAUAUUAUGUGAAAGAAGCUGUUGAAUUAUUAAUUCAAGAUCGAGUAACUCGUCAUAGGGUUCAAGAGAAACAUGACGGAACAAGCAGUCAAGGGCGAAACUGCAAAUCUCCAGAAGCUCUCGAAACCAUUCUUGACUCCCGAUGACGUCACGUCUCUCCUUAGCCGACUGUUCGGUCUGAGGGCUUGUCAUGUUGAGGAAUUCAACAGCUACGACGAUAGGAUUUACCACGUCACGACAGUCCCCGGCCAGGGGAUAGGGGAGCAAAAAGAGUUCAUGCUGAAAGUUUUGAACUCGGUGUUUACCGCUGAGGGCGCUGUUGAAACCCAGACGGACGUCUUGGAUUUUUUGCAGUCAUUUCCCGAGUUGAGAUGCCAGUGUCCAGUUGCAAAUCUAAGUGGCCAGUUUGUCAGCUUUGAGUCAAUUCAGACCGACUACUUGAAUGGAGAGAGAAUUGGAAGGAUAGCUGCUCCCACUGCCGUGCGUCUGUUUAGUUUCUUACCCGGAAAGCCUCUACUAAAACUGGCACCAAUACCGCCAGUAUCCUUCGCGAAACUUGGUGAACAUCUCGGGGGCUUACAAAUUGCCUUGCAGAAAUAUCCCAACGAUGUAAAGCCACUAGAACGAAGGGCGGGUCUUGAUAUUUGGUGUCUGCAAAACUUAUCGGAUCUGAGACGUUACCUCCACGUGGUCAAAGAUGCAAAGUCGCUGAGGAUCGUUAAGGAAGUGAUCACGGAAUACGAAAGGAAAGUUACUCCGAUCUAUGGAGAGUUGAGGAAAGGUAUUGUGCACCAUGAUUAUAACGAAAGCAACGUGUUGGCGGUAUCACCAUUAGGAGGUAACUCACAAGGAACUCGUGGCUUUGAGAUCAGUGGCGUAAUAGACUUCGACUUUAUGGUGUAUUCCUGCCUGGUAUUCGAAAUCGCUGUUCCCAUGAUGUAUCUGAUGUUCUGCAGUGACCAACCCCUGGAAGCCACUGCCAACCUUCUUGCCGGCUUCGAGUCGAGAGCUCCGCUCACGGAGAAGGAGCGAGGCGUGCUGCGUGUUCUUAUAGCCGGGAGGUUCAUCCAGUCGUUGGUACUCGGGCUGUAUUCAUCUAGCUUCAAUCCGGACAAUUCCUGCAUAGUCGGGACCCAGGCAAAGAGCUUGAACCUUCUCGAAGAUUUCUGGAACCACCCGGAAGAGGACCUAAUGAAGUUAUGGAGAGACAUCAAAGGGAAUGUUUCCUAAACAAAAAAGACAAGUUAUUAAUUGAACAAUAUUCCAAGAGGCAUAUCAUCUAUGAGGCAUACUUUAUAAUGGUAUUGAAAAUAAAUCUGAACCCGAACCUGAUAUCAAAACACGUCCAUGUCAUGCAUAGUUUACCCGGUACUCUUGGUCAAUAUGACCCGGUCUGUGUCCAACUGACCAAGAGAUGGGCCAAACUAAAGCAGAACUGGGUUGUGAGUGUUUUUUUGUUCAGUGUGCUAAAGUCAGCUUUAGCUCCAGAUGUAUCUUUUUCUUUCCAUUUGUUUGCGUGUUUGUUGCUUGUUUCUAUCAUGUUUCGAACAAGACCCUGUUGUAAAAAAAAAGCCUUCUGAGCUGAUUUUUUUAUUCUGUACCGUGUAUCUCAAACAAACAAAACUUGUGAAACGGCUGCCGAAUGAAAAAAUAUAUGAUUCUGGGGGAAAAAUUGAUUAUGUAUGGAUAGUUUAUUGACUCAACUUUCAUAUGACACAAAGA